Psylliodes chrysocephalus is the source of this 2131-nucleotide messenger RNA. The record is from the annotation of a GenBank genome assembly. Lineage: Eukaryota; Metazoa; Arthropoda; Insecta; Coleoptera; Chrysomelidae.
UUCUAUGUCAACCUGUUGGUGUCAAAGUCAUGUCGAAAAUGUCAAAUAACAAAUAAAUGAUAACAGUAGUUCAAAUGGUUUAAAUACUCUAAAAAUCAAUUUAUUUUAACUUUAUUUUAUACUGGUUUAAAUUGGAUACCAGUAACCAUCAAAUAGUGAAAAUUAACUUAAAAUGUCAUAUGAUAUUCGUUUUAUUGUUGUUUGAAAAUACUGUACUGAUAAUGGCAGCAGUGCUCAAGUUUUAUGGUAUAAAUAAUUUAACAGCAAAAUUUUCCUUGAUAUCAACUGAAAGAUUUCAAGUAGAAUUACAGGGUUUUGAUGAAGAUACCGUUGCAAUAUUCAAGACAAUACCGUCUAGAAAUUUCAGUCCACAAACAAGAUUAUGGAGCUUUUUAAUAAAAGAUUACGACUUACUAACUUAUAAAUUGCAACAAUUAAGGGGUAAAUUAAAAAUGGAACUUAUCCCUUCCUUUGUUUUGAACUGUAUGAAGACACAGAAUCAUAAUGUUGAAAUAGAUUUCAGUAAACUGGACCCAGUUUUGUUUUCAACUCUUUUACCAUUCCAAAUUGACGGUUUACAGUUUGGUAUAGACAAAAAUGGUAGAUGUCUGAUAGGGGAUGAUAUGGGACUCGGGAAAACAUUUCAGGCAUUAGCUUUAGCGAAUUAUUACAUGGAAGACUGGCCUGUUUUAAUAGUUACAACAGCUACAAUGAAAACCCAAUGGGAAGAAACAAUUUCUACAUACCUACCGUCCGUAUCGAUAAUGCAAGUCCAAUACAUGAUCACCGGGAAAGAUUACAUCGGCGAAGCGAAAAUUUUAAUCGUAUCUCAUGAUAUGAUGAGCCGUUGUCUAGAAAAAAUUAUGGAUCGAAAUUUCGGUGUGAUAAUAAUAGACGAAUCGCACAUUUUAAAAAGUUACAAAUCGAAGUGCUACCACUCUGCAUCAAAAUUAGCUAAAAAAGCCCGACGUGUAAUAUUAUUGAGCGGAACGCCUGCUCUAUCACGUCCUAGCGAACUCUAUACCCAGCUCAGUUUGCUGGAUUCAACGUUUUUCGGCAAUUUCUACAAAUACAGCGAACGUUAUUGCGACGCUAAGACGACCAAAUUUGGUUGGGACCAUAGCGGCCAUUCGAAUCUGCAAGAAUUGGAGUUGAUUUUGGCCAAAAAAUUCAUGAUACGUAGGACCAAAGAUCAGGUGUUGAAGUCCGUGCCAAAUAAAAAGCAGGAAGUGGUCACUUUGAAUACGAAGUUGAACGAAUUGCCCGAGGAGGAUAGGAAGUGUUUGAACGCCUUAGGGGAGCAAUAUAUGAUGAAGAAGGGGGCCGGUAAGCACGCCGCGCUGUUGACAUUCUUUUCUGAGACCGCCAAGAUCAAGAUACCGGCGAUAUGUUCCUACGUUUUACCAUUGCUGGACAAAAAAGAAAAAUUCCUCUUAUUCGCCCACCAUCAGGUCCUAUUGAACGCCGUCGAGGAUUUAGUGAAACGAAAAAACGUUAAGUACAUUCGCAUAGAUGGAAAUACUACUACGGAUCAAAGAAAAUAUUUCAUAUCUAAAUUCCAAUUAGACGACAGCUACGUUUGCGCUAUAUUAUCAAUUACGGCGGCCAAUGCUGGUAUCACAUUAACGGCCGCCAAACUGGUGCUUUUCGCGGAGCUGCAUUGGAACCCAAGCAUAAUAAGCCAGGCGGAAGCCCGAGCCCACAGGAUCGGCCAGGAAGACGAAGUGUUGGUUCAAUAUUUACUAUGCCCCGGUACGGCUGAUGACCAGAUAUGGCCGUUACUGCAAGAGAAACAACGCACGUUGAACGCUGUGGGGCUGUGCAGAGAUUCGUUCGAAUCGGUGGCUGUAAAACGACACAAAUCCGGCGAAAUUAAAAUCGCUGACUGUCUAGAUUCGAACGAUUGCGGCAUUAAGAGAUACUUUUCGCAGGAGAAGAAAAUAAAGAUGGACAACGAUCUGUUUGAUGAUGGAUUAGACGAAUUGUUAAGUAAAAGUGUUUUGUCUGGAGAACAUUUAGCUAAUAGUAAUAACGGAGAAACCGAGAAUAUGUUAAACGAUGGUCUGGACGAUUUGCUCUGUGAUAUUGAUUUUUAAUACGUUUGUAAUUAUAUAUUUAUUUUUUUUGGAAA